UUAGUCUGUCUUUGUCCAGGUCCACAACAGACGUUUUGUUAGUUCAACAUGAAAGUUAUGUGAAAGUUGCGCCAUAGUGUAAAAUUGUUAUUAAACACUCAAGAAACUGCGAAGGACUUCAUGCCUGAAAAUAGCUGCGAUUUUGUCACGGAUAAGGUUACCUUUGUCUCUUGUCGAGACAAGUUUCGUUUCAAGAUGUGCAAAAAAAGUAAUUGUAUGAUACCUAUGGCAGCUGUAAUAUCAAGAACAUUUGUACUGAAGUGGCCAACAAAGCAUCCAAGGUUUUGGGAAAUGGCUUUAUAUAGAUGCACGAGAAGUGACACCACAGUGCAUUCUGGAGUUUGCUGUAAUGUUACUCUGUAUUAAAAUUCAGAAGAGGAUGCGUAAAAUUUCAGUCAAAAAAAGCACUGGUAGUGCUUUGACGAGAUGAUGAUUAGUCAUUAAUAUUGUACUUCGUCGAAAGUAGUGUAGUGUGGUUGUAUUUGCUGGAUGAGCAAGAAUGUAACCUGGAAGUUACAAAAAUGGAUCCUUUUUUCAGUACACAGGAUACAAUGUCUUUAUCUCUCCAAGAGAUGCUUGACUGUGACUACAAAUCAGAUUUGGAAAGUGUUCUGGGGACAGACCUCAGCCUCUCGUUAAGUGGAGAAUUUCCUCCGGUAGACUUAGAAGGAGCAUUGGGUACUUCAGAUGAUAUGGCAAUGUGGCUUACUAAUGGCUGCUUGUAUAGUGAAAAUAGUAACUCGUCCAGUUCAAAUUUGAACCUGGAUUUACUGGGUUGUGAUACUACUGCAGUGAAGUUAAAUCCAAGUACUGUGUUGCCAGUGACAUUUGUGACUGUUCCUCAGGCACCACCUAAGACUGUUAGUGUUAUUGUUAGUAAACCCUUGAUGCCUUGUGAAGAAAAGCUGUCAGACAACUUAAACAGUUCAGUGCCAAGUUCUUCAGGAAAUACUGUUAUGUCCCAAACGGUUUCAGCUUCCACAACCAGAAUAGAAACUCCAGUAAACCAGUUGUCAACAGCAUUGAAUGCUUCAACAGUGUGUCACAGUGUCAACAAAGUCAUCACUAAGACCGAUGCUUUUCAGUCAGUAAUGACAACAAAAAGUGUCCCAAACAUUAUCAGCAGUACAAAGUUUACACAGAAGGAUCAUGUUCCUGCUCAUCAGAGUAAUGCGGAUUUAAUUGCAAGGUCCUUGCAACCACAGCCUAAUAGUAGGAAACGUGACACCAAAAACUUUGAUAUGGAGUUUGAUGAGAGACCUUAUCCAAAGCCUGCAUACUCUUACUCGUGUCUUAUUGCCAUGGCUUUAAAAAACAGCAGGACUGGGAGUUUACCUGUAUCCGAAAUCUAUAAUUUCAUGUGUGAACAUUUUCCGUACUUCAAAACGGCACCAAAUGGAUGGAAGAACUCUGUACGGCACAACUUAAGCCUGAAUAAAUGUUUUGAGAAAAUUGAUAAACCAUCAGGAAAUGGAAGUCAACAACGUAAAGGUUGUCUUUGGGCAAUGAAUCCAGCUAAAAUUGCCAAAAUGGAUGAAGAAGUUCAAAAAUGGUCCAAGAAGGAUCCAAUGGCCAUUAAAAAUGCAAUGAUUUGUCCAGAAAACCUUGAACUUCUUGAGAGAGGCGAAAUGAAGCAAGAAUUCACCAAUUUUUCAACUACUGGCAUGUUGGGUGGUAGUGAAGAAAGUGAUGAUGAAGUUGAAAGUAAUGGGCCUAACACUCCGGUGUCACCCAGUGUGUUACCAGAGCUCGAUAUUAACAGUAUGGUUGUGCCUGGUGAUUCAUUCGAUGAAUCAAGUCUAGACUUUGAUAUUGAGGUAGCCGAAGGAAUGUAUGAAGAAUUUGAACGCGAUGACAAAUUAAAUAUUGGAAUUACAAUAGCACCUGAUAAUAUCGAGAUUGCACCUUCACCAAAACGAAGUCGUAGCACUGUCCAAGGUAACUACAUUUACCGGCAGCUAUCUGAUAGUGGCUCCUCGAGGCAGAAGGAACCACAAUUCCUGAGGACUGCUUCAGCUGCAUUAGUCAAACUUGAAAACCCAUGAAGAGAACAGUUUCAUAGUGUCGUACUGUAAUGUUUCCCAUGCCAGUGUUACUAUCUUGCAGGUCUGACACAAAUUGUGAAGUUUUGAUACUUGUACAGCACUGAAUACAUAUUUAUAACAACAGUAGCACAUACAA
Molecule: messenger RNA, 2181 nt
Organism: Schistocerca serialis cubense
Lineage: Eukaryota; Metazoa; Arthropoda; Insecta; Orthoptera; Acrididae
Gene: jumu
Product: forkhead box protein A2-B
Exons: 8
Coding region: 522-2045 (507 amino acids)
Biological process (GO): regulation of transcription by RNA polymerase II
Molecular function (GO): DNA-binding transcription factor activity, RNA polymerase II-specific; transcription cis-regulatory region binding
Source: RefSeq, a predicted model, not a curated record